ACUGCGAGUGGCAUGUCCAAGCCACUUCGAUGAUUGAUGUCUUCACAGGUAGGAUGUCUUCACAGGUAGGGUUCACGGGUUCCGUCGAAGGCCACCGUGGUGGAAGAGCUCCAAAGCUUCGUGCUUUUUCUGAAGCCCAACGCUCAUUUCUGGCCACUUCUUGAGCCCUUCAAGUUGGUAGACGACGGGCUGAUGAUACUGAAUGUUGCAGGCGAGCCAGUGCUUCAGCACCGGCGGUACUUGUGAAAUCAAACGUCGUGGGCGACAUUGAAGUCGAGUGCAUGCUCCAAGACGUGAUGCUCCUCGUUCUGAUGAGAUAGAAGAGUCCUGUUUCCACCACGCCACUGAAUUAAAAACACUCCCGUUACGAUCGUGUACCAUUGUCAUGGCGUCCAUUCCGGCAUUGGAGGGGGGACUUAUUGAAUGUUACGGACUAGGCUGCAUCCUGUACGGCAUAGCUGUCACGCAAGCUUACGUUUACUUUCUCAGUUGCAAGAAUGAUCCUCAGUGGAUCAAAUGGAUGGCUGGUACAGUGAUAUCUCUGGAGACAGUGCACACUGCAUUCUUCUUGCGACAGUUGUACUUCUAUUCAGUUGGUGUAAUUGCGGACUCCGGCAAUCUAUCUAAUGUUGACUGGAGUGUCCCGGUCUGUCUGCUAGUGGAGAUCAUCAUUGAGUUCAUUGCAGAAGGAUUCUAUAUUCAUAGACUGUGGAUAUUCAGCAAGAAUGCCUAUCUAAUCUUUGUAAUGGUGCUGAUUCUUCUUGGUCGGCAUGGCACCUUCCUGUUCCUAGCCUUUCACACCCUUCUGCUACCAACAUUCAUGCAGGCUAUAGUACCAGCAAUGAAGGCAAACUUUAUUGCUACUUUGUGUUUGCUUGUGGCACUGGAGGGGAUUCUAGCAAGUGCAAUGGUGUAUUACUUGCAUCAGAAUAGAGGAAGAUUCAAAAGGACACACAGUGUUGUCAACUGGUUGAUUAGAUACUAUGUGAAUACUGGUGCAAUCCUUGUAGUUUUGGCUAUCAUUCUGUUGAUCAUUUAUCUUGUGCUCUCCAACAGCCUUCUAUAUGUUGGUAUUACCAAUAUCUUUGCUAAAUCUAUUGCCAAUUCCUUACUUGGAGCAUUGAAUGGAAGACACCUACUUCGCUCCAAAAUGCAUGAACCAGUCAUCAUUGGCACAAGUGUUUUUGCAAGUAACACUGAGACCAGAGGAUAUGAAAUGCAUGAUCUACAGGUUGAAGUGACACAGGAAAUCUCAAAAAGAAGUGAUCAUAUGGUGGCUGAUACCACAAAGUCAGAUGUGCCCAGUGCCACACUGAGUGUUGAUGAUGAAGCUUACAAGAAUACUUCCAUUGUGUAAAAUUUUUUGAAAGAACUGUCAAUCUUGAGAUGUAUUCAUAUGUUUCAGUAGUGAUGAUUCUGAUGUGGCAUGUACAGUAAAACAGCUCUGCCUUG
Molecule: messenger RNA, 1452 nt
Organism: Somion occarium
Lineage: Eukaryota; Fungi; Basidiomycota; Agaricomycetes; Polyporales; Cerrenaceae
Source: the annotation of a GenBank genome assembly